Messenger RNA from Exophiala bonariae, 1470 nucleotides. RefSeq lists its product as uncharacterized. The transcript is spliced from 6 exons. Gene Ontology annotation, biological process: transmembrane transport. Gene Ontology annotation, cellular component: membrane. The record is from RefSeq and is a predicted model, not a curated record. Bases 1 to 1470 code for a protein of 489 amino acids. Gene Ontology annotation, molecular function: transmembrane transporter activity. Lineage: Eukaryota; Fungi; Ascomycota; Eurotiomycetes; Chaetothyriales; Herpotrichiellaceae.
AUGGCAAUCGAUCCAGUCGUGGCUACGUCCGCAUCUGAGGAUGCAGAGAAACAAUUUCAAGGAUCAGUCGUCCAACUUGAAGAUGCUCUUGCGACUCUGAAUAUUGAUCCACAGGAUGCCGAUGAAGCUUUUCACUUUCUCAAGGAUCACCCUGAGGCGCAUGAAAUAACGCGCCAAGCACUGGCCAUUCUAGCAAAUGAAACCUCACAAAAGCAAUUAUUGCGGAAGAUCGACUGGGCAAUACUUCCGUGUAUGAUUGUGACAUACUUCCUCCAAUUUCUUGACAAGACCACUAUCGGAUAUACGGCCGUAAUGGGCUUAAGACAGGACACACAUCUGGUAGGACAGCAGUAUUCAAACGUCGCAAUGAUAUUCUACAUUGGAUAUCUUGCUGCGGAGUUCCCAACACAAUACCUCUCUCAACGUAUCUCCCGACUAGUCUUGGUUGUGGCCAUGUGGUACAAGAAAUCCGAGCAGGGACGGAGAAUAUCUUAUGUCUACGUGUGCAAUAGCCUGACUUCGAUAUUUGCUGGACUGGUCUCAUAUGGAAUAUCUUUUUCCAAGAACAACAAUUUCGCCAGCUGGAGAAUCUUCCUUCUCACAAUUGGACUGUUCACCGUUGCUGCAGGGGCUGUAGUGUUCCUAUACCUGCCGGACUCUCCGGUGAAAGCGAAGCGGUUCACAGAUGCAGAGAAGGUUGCCGUAUUGUUACGAGUGGCAGAUAAUCAAUCAGGAACUCAGAAUUCAAAAAUCAAAACCGAGCAAUUACGUGUGGUAUUCAAGGACCCGGGCGUCUGGUUGGUCAUGAUAAGCGUUUUGAUGCUGAGCGUCCCGACUUCGAUCCCCAACUUCUCAAGUAUCUUGUUGACGACUUUUGGCUACACACCGCAACAAGCGCUGAUACUGAACAUACCUGGUGGUGUUGUUGGCGCAUUCUCCAUCAUAAUCACAGGAUAUCUCAGCGACAAAUGGAACGACCGCAGUCUGGUAAUGAUUAUUAGUAUCGUCCCUACCAUUGCUGCCUUCGCGAUGAUGAUCGGUCUGGACCCCGGGGGUGUGCCGAAAAACAAAGGAGCACUAUUGUUUGCCCUCUACCUCUGCAACUCUUUCACCGCGGCAUUCAUGUUACUGCUCGUCUGGAACGCCUCAAAUCUAGGAGGACAUACAAAAAAAGUCACUGUAAACGCCGCUACUCUGGUCCUGUACUGCGCGGGCAAUAUCGCAGGCACCGAAGCCUUUCAAGCCAAGGAGGCACCGGGCUACAUCAGCGGCAAAGCCGCCAUCAUGGCAACAUUAUCGUUCCAGGUCUUUGUGUGUUUGGCACUACGCUGGCGGAAUGAUAGAUUAAAUAGGAAGAACCGUGAGAAACUGGCGACGAUGACUGAAGAUGAGAAGGAGAUAUUAAGGAAGCAGCUUGCUUAUGCCGAUCGGACGGAUCGGGAGAAUCCAUUCUUCACGUACACGCACUGA